Molecule: messenger RNA, 770 nt
Organism: Physella acuta
Lineage: Eukaryota; Metazoa; Mollusca; Gastropoda; Physidae
Product: cilia- and flagella-associated protein 90-like
Source: RefSeq, a predicted model, not a curated record
GUAGCUCUCCACUGCUGAAGUUUGUGGAACUCUUCAUUACAAGAUGGAGGACGAGAGGACCCCGGCUAAACGCUAUGCCUUCAACGUCCAGGACGUGAAACACGCCGAGACGAAGCGGAUGAACCACCCCACGGCCAAGAUGUGCUCCCUCUCCCGCUGGCCCCACACUGCUGACCUGACCCCCAGGGAGAUUUACGUCAUGAGAGAUUCGUACGCCGGGCCCAGGCGUAAAGAGACAUGUGUGGAGUACCGGUCCAACUACGACCGCAUCAACCACCCCGUCUGCGGCUACGACCAGCGGAUCCACAAAGAUAACACGUUGCACGGCCGCACCGUCAUGUGUUCGGCCAGGGACGAGGAGAAACUACGCACAGUUCACAUAGAAGAAAACAUGAUUUAUGGAAGGCGGAGUGACCAGUUUUACGAUUUUGCCAGCUUGAUGUACCCUCGGACUUUUCUCUGUAAAUCCAACUUUUUGAGAAGAAAUGGUCUGCUUGGCAUUCCACCGUAUAAAGAUAUUUCCACCAGCCUUCCACCGCUGUAAAGAUACCUCCACCAGCAAUCCACCGCUAUAAAGAUACAAAGAAUGUUUAUCUGCAUCUUUAGUUCAUCUCGAUCAUGUAUUUUGUACAUGUAGUUCAUGCGCCAAACUUUUUCUUCAACUGCAGUUUAUAUCAUGGUCAUUUAUACGUAGGCUCUCACUGAUUAUCUUGUGUGGACUAAAGUUGGUUAAACGAUUAAUGACGUCACAUUAUCCUUACCGUUUCUUG